UCAAAUAAAGGGGUUGGUGAUUCUGAAGAGAAAAAGACACUAACUAGGCCCAAGAGAUCCUCGAAAGGAAAUGACUCUGCUCUAGCCAAGAGUCAAAUGAAGACCUCUGCUGAUGGUUCUGGCAGUGAGAGGAAUCCACUUACACCUCUGUAUCCCCCCAAAGCUAAAUCAGUUGUUGUGGUUGAAUCAGCUACAAAAGCAAGAGUUAUUCAAAAAUACCUUGGGGACAUGUACGAAGUAGUGCCUAGCUAUGGCCACGUGAGAGAUCUAGCUGGAAGGGCAAGAUCUGUCCGCCCUGAGGACGACUUCACAAUGGUAUGGGAGGUGCCUGCUGCUGCCUGGACACACCUGAAGAGCAUCAGAGUAGCAUUGAAAGGAGCAAAAAAUCUGAUUCUUGCAUCUAACCCUGACCGUGAAGGUGAAGCGAUUUCUUGGCACAUAAAAGAAAUGCUUGAACAGCAGAACGCGUUGGGUUGCCAUGUUACUGUUUCACGAGUUGUCUUCCAUGAAAUUACAGAGGAUGCUAUCAAGAAAGCUUUAAUGUCUCCAAGAUAUAUUGAUAUGGACUUAGUCAAUGCUUAUCUUGCUCGCCGAUCCCUUGAUAAUUUGAUUGGGUUUGGCAUAUCACCGCUUCUAUGGAGGAAGUUGCCUGGUUGUCAGUCAGCUGGACCAGUCCAAUCUGCAGCUUUGGCCCUUGUAUGUGAUCGAGAGACUGAAGUAGAACAGUUUCGCCCACAGGAAUAUUGGACUGUUGAUACUGACUUCAAAACCCAGUCUUCAAAAGGCCUAUACCUCAUAUCCCGAAUAAAGCAUCUCAAUUCAAUAAAGUUGGAUCAGCUUUCUAUAAGCUCCCAAGUAGAAACACAAGCUAUAGAAAAGAGGAUUUAUUCUUGCCAAUUUGAAGUAAAAGGGGUUAAGAGAAGCAACAUUCACAAAAAUCCUCCAAUGCCAUAUAUAACAUCCAGCCUUCAGCAGGAUGCAGCAAACAAACUACAGUUUGCUGCAGGGUAUACCAUGGAGGUAGCCCAAAAGCUUUAUGAAGGGAUCAAUCUUUCUUCAGAACAAGCAACAGGCUUAAUAACGUACCUCAGAACAGAUGGGUAUCAUAUUUCUGAUGGAGCGGCAGAAGAUAUUCGUUCAUUAGUAAAAGAAAGGUAUGGUGAGCAGUAUGCAAGAGAGGAUAUCAGUAAGUACUUGAAGAAGGUGAAAAAUGCUCAAGAAUCCCAUGAAGCUAUAAGGCCCACGAGCAUAAGGAGGUUGCCAUCAUCUUUGGUUGGAAUACUUGAUGAGGAUUGUUUAAAACUGUACACUCUGAUAUGGAGAAGAACAAUGGCUUGCCAAAUGGAUGCUUCAAGAACUGAGCUGAUCCAAGUUGAUAUUGGUAACCCUGAAGGAGACAUGACUUUUCAUUCAUCUGCAUCAAGGCUUGAUUUCAAGGGCUACCAAGCCGUCUAUGAGGAUACUGAUAAUCCUGAAGGAGAAGCUGCGCAUCAGGACAAUUUUGAGGCCUUGUCCAAAUUAGAGAUCAAGGAUUUGGUUUCUCCAGUUAAUGUGCAUAUUGGGCAGCACUAUACUAAACCCCCGCCCCAUUAUUCUGAGGGUGCAUUGAUUAAAAAGCUGGAGGAACUUGGAAUUGGAAGGCCGUCUACAUACUCUUCUAUAAUGAGGGUGUUGCAGGACCGGAAAUACGUUACAAUUGAAAGUCAAGUUUUGCACCCUGAAUUCCGUGGUCGAAUGGUUUCAGCAUUUCUUUCGCAUCUUUUCUCUGAGAUCGCCGAUUACAGAUUUACUGCUAACAUGGAGGCUGAGCUAGACAAUGUUUCUGCUGGGUCAACUGAAUGGAAGGGCCUCCUGAAGGAUUACUGGGAACGAUUCAACAAAUAUUGCAGAGAUGCUAGUCAAUGGGAUGUCAGAAAGGUAGAGAGAAUGCUCGAAGAGAAAUUCUGUUCUAUCCUCUUUCAAGACCUUGGCAGUGAUAGUAGGAUUUGUCCUAGUUGUUCUGAAGGAACCCUGAGAUUCAGAGUUAGUACGUACGGUGAAGGCUAUUUUAUUGGCUGUGAUCGGCAUCCGAAAUGCAAGUACAUUGCUCGCACAUUAUCAUAUGAUGAAGAUGAUGAAAAUGAAGCAUCCGAGGAAACUCCAAGGUCUUUUGAGCCACGGUUACUUGGUCUCAUGCCUGAUACAAGUGAAAAGGUCUUCUUGAAACAAGGUCCUUAUGGUUACUACAUCCAGGUUGGAGAGGAUAGGAAAGGAGCUUCUCAGAAAAGAGCUCCUCUUUCUAAGGUCAAAGAUGUUGACUCUGUCACUAUCGAAGAUGCAAUUGAGCUAUUGCAGUAUCCAAAAAUUCUGGGAAAACAUCCUGGUGAUGGACAGCCAGUACUUAUGACACAUUCUACCGCUGGAUUUAGCAUCCGACACAGGGGAACCCUCGCUCCAGUGCCAAAGGCUGCAGACCUAAAGAAGAUUACUCUUGAGAAUGCACUGAAGCUUCUGAAGGGUAAAAAUGCCAGAAAAAAUGGUCGACCAUCCGGAAAAACUAACAAAAAUACGGAAGUCAUUGAAUGGCAUUAAGU
Lolium rigidum is the source of this 2573-nucleotide messenger RNA. Its product is annotated as DNA topoisomerase 1-like. The coding region runs from base 97 to 2571 and encodes 824 amino acids. The transcript is spliced from 20 exons. NCBI's taxonomy places the organism in Eukaryota, Viridiplantae, Streptophyta, Magnoliopsida, Poales, Poaceae. The record is from RefSeq and is a predicted model, not a curated record. Gene Ontology annotation, biological process: DNA topological change. Gene Ontology annotation, molecular function: DNA binding; DNA topoisomerase type I (single strand cut, ATP-independent) activity.